Messenger RNA from Lampris incognitus (smalleye Pacific opah), 1287 nucleotides. It is a transcript of the gene mboat4, whose product is annotated as membrane bound O-acyltransferase domain containing 4. The record is from RefSeq and is a predicted model, not a curated record. Lineage: Eukaryota; Metazoa; Chordata; Actinopteri; Lampriformes; Lampridae. Gene Ontology annotation, molecular function: serine O-acyltransferase activity. The coding region runs from base 1 to 1287 and encodes 428 amino acids. Gene Ontology annotation, cellular component: endoplasmic reticulum membrane. The transcript has 3 exons. Gene Ontology annotation, biological process: peptidyl-serine octanoylation; lipid modification.
AUGGGCUUGAUGAGCGGGUGGGGAGAGCAACAUCAACUUCUGAUGCAUCAGUGGGUUUCACUUCCAUUUGCAUUGAUGUUUUAUUUCCUGGCAAAACGGGGACACCUCUCCUUAACAAACCGGUACCUGUUCUUGUCCUUCGGCGGAUGUGUCUUGGCUGUUGCAGCAAUGGGCGUUUACAGCUUGCUCCUGUUCACAUCCGCCAUUGUCUUUGCACUGACCGUGGUCCGCGCGGACCCCCGUCACAUCCAUUCUUGGGUAUUCUGCAUACAAAUGACCUGGCAAACCUUCUGGCACCUGCUCAUGCAGUACAGGAAACACCGCCACCACGAGCCUGCUGACAUCAGAUUGUUUACGGCAGUGUCCUCGCUGAUGCUGCUCACCCAGAGAAUGACCUCGUUCUCCAUGGAUCUACAGGAAGAGAGAGUCCCAUCGCCACCUGAAGCGUCGCCCCAGAACAGAGGCAGGGACCUACUUCUCCCUCUCAGCAGCUAUGUCCUAAACUUCACCACCCUCCUUGGUGGGCCGCUGUUCUCUUACGACCGAUUCAUAUCGCUAAUCAAGGGAAUUAGUGUUAGCCCUCCACCCAAUCCAUUGGGCGUCGUAACACUCAAGGUGGUGCAGGUUUCAUUGUUACAGUGGCUGAGGUAUUGUGUCGUUUACUUUCUCACACGUCACGCAGCUGAUCCUGCAGAUUUUGGUGUCCCAGUUGGCACCCUAUGGAUCUGGAGUCUGGGAGUGGGCUUCAGGCUCCAAUACUAUUCACACUGGAAGAUCAGCGAGUGCCUCAAUAAUGCAGCCGGGCUUGGAUUCUGGGCCAAGUCACCAGCCGACACCCCGGACUGGCGCAUGCUAUCCGACGGGGAUCUCUGGACCACCGAGAUGUCAAGCCGAGUCUCGGUGUUCUCCCGCCGGUGGAAUGCCACGACGGCUGCAUGGCUGCGCAGACUGGUUUUCCAAAAGUUCCAAACAUUUCCGGUGCUGAUGACUUUUGGGUUCUCGGUGUGGUGGCAUGGUCUGCACCUCAGCCAGUUUGUGGGGUUUUUCACUUGGGCAGCAGCGGUGCAUGCAGACUACCGCAUACACCGGCACGUGUGCCCCAAGCUAACCUCGACUUGGAGGAAAACGGUGUACAAAUGCCUCAGCUGGAUAAACACACAAAUAACUAUAACCUUUGUGGUCAUAGCAGUUGAAUCAAGAGAUAUACCCUCUCUGAGGCUUUUGUUUGUCACAUACUUGGGUCCCGUUUUUACUACCAUUCUACUUUUCAUCUUAUUAAGUUUCUGA